Molecule: messenger RNA, 1860 nt
Organism: Macrobrachium nipponense
Lineage: Eukaryota; Metazoa; Arthropoda; Malacostraca; Decapoda; Palaemonidae
Source: RefSeq, a predicted model, not a curated record
AUGGACCCCCUGAGCCGGUUUACGGACCUCCAGAACCUGUUUAUGGAACCCCAAAACCAGUUUAUGGACCCCCUGAACCUGUUUAUGGACCCCCUGAACCAGUUUAUGGACCACCAGAACCUGUCUAUGGAACUCCUGCCCCAUCUUACAAAGCCCCAGAGCCUGUUUAUGGAACCCCUGCCCCAUCUUACAAAGCCCCAAAGCCUGUUUAUGGAACCCCUGCCCCCAUCUUUACAAAGCCAGCCAAGCCUGUUUUAUGGAAGCCCCCUGCCCAUCUUAAAGCAAAUCCACCAAGGCCUGUUUUUAUGGGCAACCCCUGCCCCAGCCUACAAAGCCCCAGAGCCUGUUUAUGGAACCCCUGAACCUGUGUACAAAGCUCCAACCCCCUCAUACAAAGCCCCUAUCCCCUCCUACAAAGCCCCAGAACCAGCCUACAAAGCCCCUACCCCUGCUUACAAAGCCCCAGAACCAGCCUACAAGGCCCCUACCCCCUCCUACAAAGCCCCAGAACCAGCUUACAAAGCCCCUACCCCUGCUUACAAAGCCCCAGAACCAGCCUACAAAGCCCCUACCCCCUCCUACAAAGCCCCAGAACCAGCCUAUAAGGCCCCAACCCCCUCUUAUGGAGCACCAGAACCUGCCUACAAAGCCCUACCCCUCCUACAAAGCCCCGAACCAGCCUAUAAGGCCCCAACCCCCUCUUAUGGAGCACCAGAACCUGCCUACAAAGCCCCUACCCCCUCCUACAAAGCCCCAGAACCAGCUUACAAAGCCCCUACCCCCUCCUACAAAGCCCCAGAAACCAGCCUAUAAGGCCCCUACCCCUGCUUACAAAACGCCCCAGAACCAGCCUAUAAGGCCCCAACCCCCUCUUAUGGAGCACCAGAACCUGCCUACAAAGCCCCUACCCCCUCCUACAAAGCCCCAGAACCAGCCUAUAAGGCCCCAACCCCCUCUUAUGGAACACCAGAACCUGCCUACAAAGCCCCUACUCCCUCCUACAAAGCCCCAGAACCAGCUUACAAAGCCCCUACCCCCUCCUACAAAGCCCCAGAACCAGCCUAUAAGGCCCCUACCCCUGCUUACAAAGCCCCAGAACCAGCCUAUAAGGCCCCAACCCCCUCUUAUGGAGCACCAGAACCUGCCUACAAAGCUCCCUCUUAUGAUGUGAAAUAUGAGGAGGGAAUGCCUUUCGACUUCAACUACGCAGUGGUGGACCAAUACAAGGGCGUCGACUUCGGCCACAACUCCAACUCCGACGGGAAGCUAGUGACCGGAUCGUACUACGUUGCCCUCCCCGACGGCCGCACUCAGAAAGUUGCCUACACAGCUGAUCACUACGAUGGCUACAAGGCUGAGGUUUCUUAUGAGGGAGAAGCCCAGUACCCUGAGACUAAGCCAUACCAAGCAACCAAUGCCUACGGAGCACCCGCGCCUAAAUACGCGGCUCCAGCACCAGCCUAUGGAACCCCAGCUCCUAAAUACGCAGCCCCAGAACCAGUCUAUGGAACCCCAGCCCCCAAAUAUGCAGCCCCAGAACCAGUCUACGGAACCCCAGCUCCUAAGUACGGAGCCCCAGAACCAGUCUACGGAACCCCAGCCCCUAAAUACUCAGCCCCAGAACCAGUCUACGGAACCCCAGCUCCUAAGUACGGAGCCCCAGAACCAGUUUACGGAACCCCAGCCCCCAAAUACGCAGCCCCAGAACCAGUCUACGGAACCCCAGCUCCUACGUACGGAGCCCCAGAACCAGUUUACGGAACCCCAGCCCCUAAAUACGGAGCCCCAGAACCAGUCUACGGAGCCCCAGCUCAAACUUAUGAAGAACCUUCGUCCCUAUAUUUUGUUCCUGAACACUGA